AUGAAGCUUGUCCCUCCACGAAUCAAACUGAAAUGGAUAAGUCAGUCUACGCGAUUAUUCUCCUCCCGUCCCGAUGAUCCUACUAAACUCAUUGAUCUGACAAAAUAUUCACCCGAGAAGAUCCGGAAUUUUAGCAUCGUUGCCCAUGUAGAUCACGGGAAAAGCACAUUAGCUGAUCGUUUACUCGAGCUCACUGGGGUAGUGAAACCAGGAGAGCGAAAUGAGCAAAUGCUUGAUCGUUUGCCUGUCGAGAGAGAACGAGGAAUUACUGUGAAGGCUCAGACUGCUGCUCUACCAUAUAAGGAUUGUUUAUUUAAUCUCAUCGAUACUCCUGGUCAUGUCGACUUUUCUGCCGAAGUUUCCAGAUCAUUAGCGGUUUGUGAUGGCAUUUUGCUAGUAGUUGCUGCCAAUCAAGGAGUCCAGGCACAGACAAUUGCCAACUUUUGGCUGGCUUUUGAAAGAAAUAUACAUAUGAUACCGGUUAUUAAUAAAAUAGAUCUAAGUGGUGCUAAUAUUCCAAAGGUAGAGACCCAACUGAAAAACCUCUUUGAAUUUGAACCUCAUGAAUCGCUGAAGAUCUCGGCAAAGACAGGAUUGAACGUUGAGUCAGUGCUGGACGCUAUUGUUCAAAAAAUUCCUCCACCAACUACCAGAAAGGAAGCUCCUUUUCGUGCUCAGAUUUUCGAUUGUUUAUUUGAUCACUUUCGUGGUGCUAUAGCAUUUAUUCGUGUUACUGAUGGCAGCGUACAAAGAGGUCAGAAAAUCCGAUCUUUUCAUCAUGGCAAAGAGUACGAAGUCUCCGAGGUGGGAGUAAUGCGGCCCGACAUGGCCCCUUGCUCAUCCCUAAACGCUGGUCAAGUAGGAUACGUAAUCUGCAGCAUGAAAACAGUUAACGAAGCUACAAUUGGCGAAACGUUGUAUGCUGCUGAAAUCUCGGAAACAGUAGAACCAUUUCCCGGUUUCAAACCUAUCAAACCUACUGUCUAUGCUGGGUUGUUCCCAGUGGAGACCUCUGAAUAUGAAGGGCUUAAGCAGGCUGUCGAGCGACUAAGCUUGAACGAUCCGUCUGUCGUGAUUAUGCCAGAUUCAAGUCCAGCUCUUGGAUUGGGGUGGAAGGUAGGAUUUCUUGGAGUACUUCACAUGGAAGUGUUUGGUGCCCGUCUAGACCAAGAAUACGGAGCCAGCGUUAUAUUAUCACAACCUUCUGUGGAGUACAAGGCAAUCGUCAAGGACAACGAGACGAUCCGUAAGAAAAGGUUUGGAGGGAGAGGUGAAAUCAGCAUCUUGGAUGCAAGCAAAUUUCCGGAAGAAGCCGAUAUCGAGAAAUUUCUGGAGCCAGUGGUGAAGGUUCGUAUGAUUGUUCCUUCCGAAAUGAUGGGUGCAGUCAAUGGUUUGUGCUCCGAAUGUCGUGGAGAGCGUGGCGAAAUAAGCUCUAUCGAUGAAGAUAGGUUAAUGAUCAUCUGGAGGUUACCGCUUGCUGAAGUUGUGGUUGACUUCUUCGAACGCCUCAAGAGGCUUACUUCUGGUUACGCUUCUUUUGACUAUGAGCAAGAUGGCUAUAUUGAAACAAAGCUCAUCAAACUAACUAUCACAAUAAAUGGACGAGAGGUCCCAGAAUUUUCCCAAAUUAUUCCCGCAGCAAUGGCACGCGAGCGUGCAAAGUUGCUUGUUCAGCGCUUGAAGAGGGAGAUACCUCGGCAGCAAUAUGAAGUGACCAUAAAAGCAUGCGUCGGUAACUCAACUAAAGCUCUGUCUCAUGUCUCCAUACAACCCAUGAAACGAGAUUUUACACAACUGCUCAAAGGAAAUUUUGGCGGAGGAGGAAUGGAACGACUGAACAAGAAACUUAGUCAUCAGAAAAAGGGAAAAGAGCGGAUGAAGCAGAUAGGUAACGUACAAAUACCCAAGGAAGCGUUCCUUAAUGUGCUGAGGAACUGAUAGAUAUGCGUAAUUGUUAUUUGAAUAGUUUUAUUGAGACGCUUUCACUGCUGUUGACAUGUAUAUUUUAUUUGUUAAAUUGUUAGUUUUAUCAAAUAAAACACAAAUACCAGUAAAAAUAUCA
Messenger RNA from Cylicocyclus nassatus, 2062 nucleotides. NCBI's taxonomy places the organism in Eukaryota, Metazoa, Nematoda, Chromadorea, Rhabditida, Strongylidae. The record is from the annotation of a GenBank genome assembly.